Molecule: messenger RNA, 3007 nt
Organism: Dermacentor andersoni
Lineage: Eukaryota; Metazoa; Arthropoda; Arachnida; Ixodida; Ixodidae
Gene: aos
Product: protein argos
Source: RefSeq, a predicted model, not a curated record
ACGUCAGCGGCGGGGAAGGAAGCAGCGAGCAAGCAGGCAGGCCUAGUCGAUGCCAAGGCCCCGGCACUCACGCAGCAGCUCAAUGAAGUCGCAGGAGGAGCCACCACGGCCGCUAUGAGACUGCUGCCGCUGACGGACCGGGAUCAGGCCGAAGCGCUGGGCUCGUCGAGGCCCCCGACGGCUACCGCCGCCACGCUGGUCCUGCUGGCCGCGCUGCUCGCUGCGCCGCCCGCGCUGAGCAGUGGGGCCCGCGUCGAGAGACUCUUCUACCAGAGCGGGAGCUCGGAGUCGGAGCUUCCCGAGUGCGGUCCGCGCGCCGUGUGCAACCGCGUGGACACGUACGGCACCCCGUGGGUGGAGCGCCAGUGCCGCUGCCCGGGAGGCCAGAGCUGCCCGCGCAGCCUCGACGCCCACGACGGCCACACGGUGCGCGACAAGUGGCGCCUGCUCAAGCUGUGCGAGCCCGUGGACGACCUGCCCCGUUGCCGGUACUUCAGGGACGCCGCCUGGACCGUGCAGGCGUCUCCGUCAAACGGCACAAUGCAGCAGACGGUGCACUGCCUGUGCCCACGUGGCUCUGUGGCCUACAUCUUCAAGCACCGGCAGCCGCAGCUGAAAGGGUCCAACCCACUGGCGACGCCAUCCGUGCUACGCUACGCCUUUGCCUGCUCACCACUCAGCAGGUUGCGCUGCCAGCGGAAGGAGCCUUGCCGCCUGUUCACGGUGCGCAAGAGGCCCGACGUGGAGGAGGUCAACGCCAGCACGCUCUGUCAAUGUCCCAGGGGAUGGCACUGCCCCGGCAAGCACACGGAGGCCGUGCCCGGACCCCGGUACGACCGGGUCCGGACGUACUCGGCCUACUGCACCGCGCCCGACCACUGAUCGCGAUGUAGCGGGGCGCAAGACCCCGACGCCCCACACAGGUUGCAGAAGAGCUUUCGCCUGUGCGUCGAGGCAGCACGACGGUCUACCGCUGCCACCGAUGAAAGACCUCUAGGGAAGUACCGCGGAUACGCCGUGCACGGUGCUUGUCCGGCCGCCGGGCCGCGCUUCGAUGAUCGUGUUUAGAAGCGGACGCCAGUCUUCUCAACCUUUUCUCAUCACGGUUCACUACGACACGAAGCCGACGCACUUUGGGAGCAACAACGACAGCGCACUGAUCUUCGUGGCCCAAUACGUUCCGACCUUUAAGAAACGCUCAACAAAGGAGAGAAACGAACGAGAAAAGGACAAGGCACGAUCAAACGAAAGCAGCACUUUGCCUAUACGAAUUUGCCAGUGGAAAUGCACGCAAAAGUGAACGCUCUAAAGGCUUCUCUACCAAAAGGCAUACACGAGCCAGCCGAGGAAUAAAGAAAGAGCAGGGUGCAUGACGAAGCACAGUAGACAAGGCGAAUGGAAGACUACUGGCUCGCCAUGUAACGAAGCGUGAAGUGCAAGCGAAAGCGCAGACCCGGUGACGAAUCGCAAGAAAAGAAAAGAAGGAAUGCGGCGCCCAUCGUGCAGCGAUGACUAACGUCCGCAGCAUCCGUGAAUGCUGGAAAGCAGCAGCCCAGCAGUCUGUGCUCCUCACUUCGCGCACGAAGCAGAAAGGAGCGCCAGGGCCUCUCGACCCCGAGGCUUCCCGAAGCAAGUUGACGCCUCCCUCUGGUAGCAAUUCUCGUCCGAAGAAGGCAGGCGCAAAUUAGCGGGAGAGAAGAGCGAGCGGCGCAGGCUUGUCAGGGAGGGUCGACCGAGGAAGGAAGGGGCCCCCGAAGUCAUUCGUCGCGGUGGGUCGCCUGGCACAUGAACGUCCCAUCGGCGCCACACUGACUCAGAUGGCCGAAGGCCUGGGCGUGGCAUCUUCCCUCCGAGAGACAGCGCGGACGCUGCGCCUGCCAACGCGGAAGUCGACGCCGCGCUCAUGGCCGAAACAGGACACCGCAACCUUCGAGCCGGGCAACAUUGGCAGCGCCCACGAUACAGCGCACAAGAUGGUGCCAGAUCCAGCGGGAACGCGGGCUGUUCGUGCUGUUAGGAGCGUGGUAUAACGACGAACAAAAAAAUUGCUUUCACCUGUGACAAUUUGCGACUUCUCCGCCUCCGAAGAGGAACGUCCCGAGAGCGUCAUCGGCUUCCAGCGGAUGUUCCCGCAAGGGUACGCAAAAGUACCACAGAAGCUGGUUGAAAGCGCUUAUUGACAUUGUUCGGUAUCAGCACAACUACUGAUCGGCACAGCGAAUUCGAGCCCACAGGUGGCGUGUCGUCGGCUGUACAUACGGGUUGAGCAGAAGAGCAGCGGAAUGUCGGCGACAGUUUCGGACGAAGCAGGGUGUUCGCAGUGUGUACUCCAUGAGGACCUGGACUGUGGUGAGGACGCCGACGCAAUGCAAUGUCGCCGACCGAGUGACCUGCCCUGGCGCCGACACUUAACGCGCUGAGUGGUACAGCAAUGGAGGCACGCAUGAAACAGGGCCCUCGAAGCGGUCCAGAAAGGCCACCGGUGUGACUCUCACAAGCCUACUGGUGCUGCAUGCAAAAAGCGUGGACCGGGUUUGAAGGGGAAUUCUGCAAGUACGGUCCACAGCAAACAGCUCGUGAACGAACUAGAUACGUUGGAUUCACAAACAAGCAUAAAUCCAUGUGCUCGGCCAGUGUGCACGUGCGCGUCGGUGCUGAACGGGGGUUGCCACAUCGUCUCGCGCUUGCAGUGACGACAGUUCGACAGCAGGGCAAUUUCGCCGUUGUGUGAUGUGUGCGCGAACAUAUGAACGGGUGCGCGAAAAGCACAAACAGGACCGCUAGCUAUCGCGUCGGGAUCACCCGCAUGCGACGUUCCGGUGGGACUUACGCCGCCUCAGCCACAUAGGCCGGCAUCAACUUUCCUCUUCUUCUUUUUUUUUUUUCUGUAGAUAGGCUUUCCAUCUCCACGGAGGUGGAAAGAAAACGAGAGUGAGUGUUGCCCGUUUUUACUUGUACAGAUGUAAAUAAGCCAGAAGGUUGUUAUCAAUAAAUAUAAUUAAUGAAA